CAUCAUCUAUAACAAGUUCGAAUCUUACACCGAAACUGGUUUUUCCCACUCUCUUUCCUUCCCAUUUUCUUCCAUCCCAACAUGUCCCUCUUCCUCCUCUUCCUCCUCUCUCUCCUCUCCCUCUCUCUCUCUUCACCAACUGAACGUGACCUUCUCCUCCAAAUCAAAGCCUCCUUGGACCCUGACAACCGCUUCUUGUCUUCCUGGACGCCUUACUCCGACCCCUGUAGCACUGGUUCAUUCGAUGGGGUCGCAUGCAACGGACAAGGCCGCGUCGUCAACAUUUCGCUGCAAGGGAAAGGUCUCUCCGGUCAGAUACCGCCGGCUCUUGGUGGACUCAAGAGCUUGACCGGUUUGUACCUGCAUUUCAACGCGUUGAGUGGGGAGAUACCCAAGGAGAUCGUUUCUCUGAGUCAACUCACCGAUUUGUAUCUCAAUGUCAAUAACUUGUCCGGAAAGAUUCCUCUUCAUAUUGGCAACUUGAAUAAUCUUCAAGUUCUUCAGCUGUGUUACAAUAGGUUGACUGGGGGUUUACCAACACAGUUAGGAUCUCUACAUAAGCUUUCUGUUCUUGCUUUGCAAGAUAAUCGACUCACUGGUGCAAUCCCUGCAAGUUUGGGGGAUUUGGGGAUGUUAACGAGGCUGGACUUGAGCUUUAAUAAACUUUUCGGUUCGGUACCAGUGAAGUUAGCCAAUGCUCCAAUGCUCAAAGUGUUGGACAUCCGCAACAACACCUUAUCUGGCAAUGUCCCACCAGUUUUGAAGAGGCUGCAUGCUGGGUUCCAAUAUGAAAACAAUCUUGGCUUGUGUGGUGUUGGGUUUCCUAACUUGAAAGAUUGUGCGGAUUCGAGUAAGAUAUAUAGAAGCAGACCUGAACCAUUCAAACCCAAUGGCCUUAACCAAAAGAAUAUCCCGGAGUCUGCUGAUUUACCAACUGAAUGCAGCAAAGCUAACUGCUCGAGUCCAUCCGGUAGAGCAAAAAUGGGUGUGGUCUCCGGCAUUGUUGGUGUUGCUCUUGUGUUGACAGUUGCAGCACUUUUUACUUUCGCAUGGUACCGUAGGAGAAAACAGAAAAUCGGGAGUGCUUUCGAUAGUUCAGAUAGUCGGCUUAGCACGGACCAGGUCAAGGAGGUUAACAGGAGAAGUGCCUCGCCCCUAAUUAGUUUAGAGUAUUCUAAUGGUUGGGAUCCUUUAGACAAAGGUAGGAGUGGGAAUGGGUUUUCCCAGGAAGUUUUUGAGAGCUUUAUGUUCAAUUUAGAGGAAGUAGAGCGUGCGACACAGUGUUUCUCGGAAACGAAUUUGUUGGGGAAGAGUAAUUUCUCAACCAUCUAUAAGGGCUCCUUAAGAGAUAGUUCUGCUGUUGUAGUAAAAUGCAUUGCCAAGACAAGCUGCAAGUCCGAUGAAUCUGAGUUUCUGCAAGGUCUCAAGAUAUUGACUUCAUUGAAACACGAAAAUCUAGUGAGGUUGAGAGGCUUUUGUUGUUCAAAGGGCAGGGGUGAGUGUUUUCUCAUCUAUGAUUAUGUCCCAAAUGGAAAUCUGUUGCAGUAUCUUGAUGUAAAGCAGGGAAAUGGAAAGGUUCUUGAAUGGUCCACUAGGAUUUCCAUCAUAUAUGGCAUUGCCAAAGGUAUUAGGUAUUUACAUGAAAACAGAGGAAGCAAACAGGCUCUCGUUCACCAGAAUUUAUCUGCAGAGAAAGUGCUUAUAGACAACCGAUCCAAUCCCUUGCUCUCGGAUUCCGGCCUGCACAAACUCGUUGCAGACGAUAUUGUCUUCUCUACUCUCAAGGCUAGUGCUGCAAUGGGAUACCUCGCUCCGGAGUACACUACAACUGGCCGUUUCACUGAAAAAAGCGACGUGUAUGCAUUUGGUAUGAUUGUAUUGCAGAUACUAAGUGGAAAGCGAAAAAUCACCCAACAGAUCCGCCACGCUGCUGAGACGUCAAAAGUUCAAGAUCUUAUGGACAUGAAUCUUGAAGGAAAGUACUCAGAUUCUGAAGCCACUAGACUUGGUAGAAUUGCACUUCUUUGCAUCCAUGAAUCUCCUUACCACAGGCCAUCCAUUGACAAUGUGAUACAAGAAUUGAGUGCAUUAAUGAGCAGUUGUUGAAGUUCUUUAGAGUUAUUACCUCAACUUUCAAGUGACCCAAGGCAGGAAUUAGGCUAUUACUAACCUCUGGUUGAUGCCAUAACUUAAGCACUAGUUUUGGUGAUCUCAUCUAACAGCUUUGUCGUUUACUAAGGAUUUGGAGCUCUGUCAGUGUAUCUAUGUUUCAAGUAUUGUAUCAUUUCGUUGCAAUUGAUGUAAAAGAACCAAAGGUAGAUGAACCUGCCUGCCUUUCAAAUGAAUCAAUUUGAAUGAAACAAGGCUGUUUUCUGUACUAA
This is a messenger RNA of Gossypium raimondii (Peruvian cotton), 2381 nucleotides long. Its product is annotated as probable leucine-rich repeat receptor-like protein kinase At5g63930. The record is from RefSeq and is a predicted model, not a curated record. Gene Ontology annotation, biological process: protein phosphorylation. Lineage: Eukaryota; Viridiplantae; Streptophyta; Magnoliopsida; Malvales; Malvaceae. Gene Ontology annotation, molecular function: protein binding; protein kinase activity; ATP binding. Bases 82 to 2106 code for a protein of 674 amino acids. The transcript is spliced from 4 exons. Gene Ontology annotation, cellular component: membrane.